CAAAAAAAAGAAGACAAGAUCUAGUUCUCAGUUUGUCUUAUCAACUCAAGAAGAAAUUAAAGAAGUUCAGCAAGCAUCAAGAAAUAAAAACACUGACAAAUCAAUGAAUAUUUGGAUAGAUCUAUUUAAUAGGUUUUACAAACUUCAUGAAUAUUCGAAUGAGAUUAAAGAACUUGACAAUAAAACACUAUCAGACCAGCUUGAGCAAUUUAUAGUUGAAAUUCAUAAGUCAAAUAGUCAAGAAUAUAAAGCUUCUUCGCUUUAUACUAGAUUUUGUGCAAUAGCACAAGAAAUAUCUGAAUCUGAUGAAGUUAAAUUAAUACUUAACUCACCUGCUACAUCAACUGAUACUCCUAGAGGUCUUUUACAAAAGGAAUUAGAUAAUAGUGGAAUGCAGCUUAAAUUACCUAAAGAAAAAAAUCAUGUCGGAGGAAUUAAAGAUCUAUAUACAGAAGCUGGCAUUAGUUUUAUACCACCUGAUGCUUUAGAGAACAUAUAUAUACCAGUGGCAGAUAUCAAAAAAUACUUAUCAAAACAUAUAGAUAAUACUGAAGAUGAUUAUUUUUUCGUCGGCAUUAAUACUAAAAAAAAUAUUUAUCAUAGUGAAUGGUACUUGCCAACUAAAUUAGGAAAAGGGUCACACAAUACAAUGAUGCAUACAAUAUAUAUUGCUGCAAAAUUAGAUUUAAAGGGUUAUACAAUUACAAAUCAUUCAAUGCGGUCAACAGGUAUUUAUAGUCUCAUGGAAUCUGAUGUGACGCUCAAUGAGCAAAUGAUUUUUUUACGACAUAAAACAAUCGCUGGAGUUUCUGCUUAUCAACAUCAAUCUGUAAAGCACAAAUUAGAUAAUGUUUCUAGGUUAAUUCCUAUUAAUGAAGCAGAACUAGGUUCUCAUUUGGUAGUAACUUCUACUCAUGAACUAGAAUCUCACUUGGUUUUGAAUGAUUCGACGUCUAUCAUAACAAUCAAGAAAUCUGAAACAUUCAAAGAUGACAAAUUGGAUAAUGAAGAAUUAAAAUUCCCAAAAAUUUCUGUUAAAAAUUGCAACAAUAUAAGUAUCAAUAUCACUUUCAAUACUGUUAAAGUAUCUAGCUUAGCAUAUGACAAUUUAAAGAAAAUAAAUGAUCUAGUUAAAGUAUCUAGCCCAGCAUAUGACAAUUUAAAGAAAAUAACUGACUUAGUUAAAGUAUCUG
Scutellospora calospora is the source of this 1193-nucleotide messenger RNA. NCBI's taxonomy places the organism in Eukaryota, Fungi, Glomeromycota, Glomeromycetes, Diversisporales, Gigasporaceae. The record is from the annotation of a GenBank genome assembly.